Molecule: messenger RNA, 3312 nt
Organism: Canariomyces notabilis
Lineage: Eukaryota; Fungi; Ascomycota; Sordariomycetes; Sordariales; Chaetomiaceae
Exons: 5
Coding region: 1-3312 (1103 amino acids)
Molecular function (GO): O-methyltransferase activity; monooxygenase activity
Source: RefSeq, a predicted model, not a curated record
AUGAGCUGGGCGUCUUCGGAUGCCGAGCUUAUCCCCGAAAUUGUGGAGCUCACCGGAUUCCGGCCUGAUGGGGGCGGAAAGGGGCUGUCUGACGUCAACACGGGUCACGAUGCUCGGAAGGUUGAUGAUGGUUUGCGCGACAACACCGUCGCCAGGCUGUGCAAUGGCGCCUCAACAGGAGAAGAGACCGACCUGUCGAGCAAUCCUUACCAGAAAAAGAAAUCUCUUCAUUUCAUGGCGCAGAUCCCUCAAAGAACAACGGUGCUUGUGGUGGGCGGCGGGCCUGCGGGUUCAUACUGCGCUUCGGCACUGGCCCGCGAGGGCAUCGACACGGUCCUGCUUGAGGCCGACAAGUUCCCGCGGUACAACAUUGGCGAGAGCAUGCUGCCGUCUAUCAGGCAUUUUCUCCGCUUUAUCGACUGCGACGACAAGUUUGAUGCCCACGGCUUCAGGAUCAAGAAAGGGGCUGCCUUCAAGCUCAACCAGAGCCUGCCGUACGCAUACACGGACUUCGUGGGUGCCGGCGGUCCCCAGGGCUACGCCUACAAUGUGAUCCGCUCCGAGGCCGACGGGAUCAUCUUCCGGCACGCUGGCGUAAGCGGCGCCCACAUCUUUGACGGUGUCAAGGUCGACGUUCUCGAGUUUGUACCUUCGGGCCUUCCCCCGAGCACCGACCCAGAUUGCGAGAUCCCUGACCCCGGGCGUCCUGUCUCGGCCGCGUGGACGAGGAAGGAGACGGGCGAGACGGGUGUCAUUCACUUCGACUACCUCGUCGACUGCAGUGGGCGCGCCGGUCUGAUGAGCACAAAGUAUCUCAAGAACCGCAAGUACAACACGGGCGAGCAGCUCAAGAACGUUGCCACCUGGGGCUACUGGACGGGCCACGGCGAGCAUGCCAAGGGCACGCCUCGCGAGGGAGCCCCGUACUUUGCGGCGCUGCAGGAUGCCAGCGGCUGGGUGUGGUUCAUCCCGCUACACACGGGCCAGGUCUCGGUCGGUGUGGUGCGGAACCAGGACGCGUCGACCCGGACGAAGCGGGAAAGGGGGCUGGACAGCAAGGGGUUGUACCUCGAGACGGUCAGGGAGACGCCUGGCGUGCAGGCGCUGCUCACCGAGGCGCAGCUGGUGACGGACAUCAAGUCGGCCUCGGACUGGUCGUACAGCGCACCCGCCUACGCAACCCCGUACACGCGCAUCUGCGGCGAUGCCGGGUGUUUCAUCGACCCCUUCUUCUCCUCGGGCGUGCACCUCGCACUGGCUGCCGCCCUCUUGGCAGCAACGACCAUCUGCGCGUCCAUCAAGGGCCAGACGUCGGAGCUCGGGGCUGCGGCGUGGCACUCCAAGAAGGUGGCCGAGGGCUACAUCCGGUUCCUCGUGGUGGUGUCGAGCGCGCUGAAGCAGAUCAACGCCAAGGACCAGCCCGUGAUUGCCGACUUUGACGAGAAGUCGUUUGACCGGGCGUUUAAGCACUUCCGCCCCAUCAUCCAGGGCACCGUCGACGUGACGGGCAAGCUGUCGCAGAGCGAGGUGUCCGAGACGCUCAACUUUUGCCUGCGGGCCUUCAUCCCCGUCAACCCGACCGAGAAGAAGGCGCUGCUGGACAAGAUGCGCAGCCUGGCCAUCAGCGAUCCCGAGGAGAUGAGCGACGAGAAGUAUGCACGCAUCGCCGGCGAGCUCGAGGCCGUCCUGACGCCCGAGCAGCUCAACAUCCUCAAGACGCUGCGCGCCCGCCGCAUGCUGCGCUCAGAUGACACGCUCAACAUCGAUAGCAUCGGCUCCGACGUCAUCGACGGUCUGUCGCCCAACCUGCUGCGCGGCCAGCUCGGCCUUGUGAAGCCGUCCAAGGCCUACAAGCCCAAGCCGGCUGCCUAUAAUGACUUGUCGCGCGAUGCAAUGGCGCUGCUGAUUGGCGAGGAUGUCUCCGAGAGCGCCGUCCCGACUGUCGCUGCUGGAAGCGAUUCCAAGACUAACGGUACCAAUGGGCAUGAGGUCAACGGUGCCUCUCACGCCAACGGAAUGAAUGGACAUGGAGUCAACGGAGACGAGCAUACCAACGGCGUCAACGGAGCUUCUCAUGCCAACGAAACCAAUGGAGUUAACGGCGCCUCCCAUGCCAACGACACCUCCAACGGCGGUGAAUUGUCGUCGCACCUGCACGUCACCCCGCUGAAGGGCCUCAACCAGCAGGGCCAGGACGAGGCCACCCGACUCCGCACGCAGGACACGCUGCACCAGAUUGCCGAGGAGAUGGAGACGCCCCAUGACACCAUGCUCCGGCUGUUCAACGCUAACCUCGAAAUCUCGGUCGUCAAAUCCGCCCUCGACCUCGGCCUCUUCAAGCGUCUCGCCUCAAGCCCGACUUCCCUCAGCGUAAACGACCUGGCAUCCCCCUCCGGCGCCGACCCGCAACUCCUCGGCCGUCUCCUUCGCUAUCUGGCAUCAAUCCGCAUGAUCCGCGAGACAGGGCGGGACCGUUUCACAGCCAACCACGCGACCGUGGCCUUCACCGACCCGCGCGUCGAGGGGGCUCUCAACUACACCUUCCACAUCAACGGCCCAGUUUACCAGUCCCUGCCGGCCCACCUCGCCCAGACAGGCUACGGCCGGCAAAAAGUCGCCAGCAGCGGGAGCAAGCUCGCCUUCAACAAAGCCUUUGACACGUCCCUCCCAGCCUUCGCCUGGUUCCAGCAGAACCCGCAGACGCUGAAGUGGUUCCAGCAGCUCAUGAGCGUGCCGCGUGAGGGCGACUGGCUGGAUGUCCUGCCCAUGCCUGACGUUUCCAACGAUGAUAAGAUUGCCUUUGUCGACGUAGGCGGCGGCUUCGGCCAGCAAUGCGCGCGGCUGACGGCGCGGUACCCGGGACUCAAGGGCCACGUAGUCCUGCAGGACCGCCCGGAGGUGAUAUCCUCGGUCAAGGCGUCAGCCCCGAUCGACGGUAUCAUGGCGGUCGCACACGACUUUUUCGAGCCGCAGCCCGCCGAAAUGCGGGGCGCGCAGUUUUAUUAUCUGCGCACGGUGCUGCACGACUGGGAUGAUGCCGAUGCGGAAAAGGUUCUGCGCAACCUCAAAGAGGCAGCGGGCGGCAAUGGUAAAGUGCUCAUUGAUGAAAUGGUGCUCCCCAACCAGGGCGUGCACUGGUGGUCGGCUUCGCUCGACCUGCACAUGUACGCCAUGCUGGGCGCGUUAGAGCGGACUGAGGAGCAGUGGCGUGCUCUGCUGGAUCGCGCGGGAUUGAGGAUUGUGGAGAUCAAGACGUACAGUCCCGUUAUGAGGCACUCGAUUAUUGUGGCUGAGCCGAAGGAAGUGAUGUAG